Messenger RNA from Brachypodium distachyon (stiff brome), 2209 nucleotides. RefSeq names its product cytochrome c biogenesis protein CCS1, chloroplastic. The transcript is spliced from 8 exons. The record is from RefSeq and is a predicted model, not a curated record. Bases 123 to 1790 code for a protein of 555 amino acids. NCBI's taxonomy places the organism in Eukaryota, Viridiplantae, Streptophyta, Magnoliopsida, Poales, Poaceae.
UUCUUCCGCGCAAAGACGAAGCGAACGAACGAUGCGUCGCCACCACCACUCUUCGCCUCUCCCGCUCCCACUCGGAUUCCGCAGCUCCCUCCCUCCUCCCCGCCGACCCAACGACAACGGCGAUGCCGUCCCCCACAUGCUACCUCCUCCUAAACCCUUCCAGAGCCCACCGCCGCCUCCUGCCGUCCCCCCGCCCCCCCGCCGCCGCCCGCUGCGGCCGGCUCCGCGUCUCCUGCGACGUGCCGCGGCAAGGGGGUGACGGCGGCGGGGCGAAGCGUGGGGUCAUCCCCUCCGGAGACGGCAAGGGGAAGAAGCGGGUCGUGUUCUUCGACGCCGCGCCGCCAUUGGCGCAGCAGAGCGGCGGCGAGGAGGGGAAGGUGAAGAAGGCGGAGCCGAAGCAGGAUGGCGCGGCGCUGCGGCUGCUGCGGCGGGCGACCAAGCGGACGCUGUCGGUCCUCUCCAACCUCCCGCUCGCCAUCACCGAGAUGUUCGCCAUUGCCGGCCUCAUGGCCUUGGGCACGGUGAUUGACCAAGGAGAGGCGCCGAGCUACUACUUGGAGAAGUUCCCCGAGGACAACCCGGUGUUGGGCUUCAUCACGUGGAGGUGGAUCCUCACCCCCGGCUUCGACCACAUGUUCUCAUCGCCGGUCUUCCUCGGCCUCCUCGCGCUACUCGCGGCCUCUCUGAUGGCCUGCACCUACACCACCCAAUUGCCCAUGGUGAAGGUCGCGAAGAGAUGGUCGUUUAUGAGUUCAGGAGGAAGCAUUAGGAAGCAAGACUUUUCUGACUCGCUUCCCCGCGCAUCCAUUCAGGAUUUGGGGGUCAUCUUAAUGGGCGCCGGAUAUGAGGUCUUCACUAAGGGGCCAUCUCUGUAUGCUUUCAAGGGGUUGGCUGGCCGGUAUGCGCCUAUUGGCGUGCACUUAGCGAUGAUUCUUGUCAUGGCAGGCGCCACACUUACUGCGACCGGAAGCUUUAAAGGCUCAGUGGAUGUUCCCCAAGGACUGAAUUUCGUCAUCGGAGAUAUCAUGAAACCAAAAGGCUUUCUCUCGGUCGCGCCGGAUGUUUUCAACACAGAAGUCCACGUUAAUCGGUUCUACAUGGAGUACUAUGACAGUGGAGAGGUUUCGCAAUUUUAUAGCGACCUUUCACUUUUCGACCUUGACGGCAAAGAAGUAAUGAGGAGGACGAUCAAAGUGAAUGAUCCCCUGAGGUAUGGUGGGAUCACAAUAUACCAAACAGACUGGGGAUUUUCAGCACUACAAGUGAAGAAAAACGGCGAAGGCCCUUUCAAUUUGGCCAUGGCCCCCUUGAAACUGAAUGGUGAUAAAAAGCUUUAUGGAACAUUCUUGCCACUUGAAGACUCUGAUUCUUCUUCAAGUGUGAAGGGAAUAUCAAUGCUUGCUCGAGAUCUGCAGUCUAUUGUGUUGUAUGAUCAAGAUGGUAAGUUUGUAGGGGUUCGUCGGCCAAGUUCAAAAUUGCCCAUUGAAAUCAACGGCAAUGAAAUACUAAUUGAAGACGCUAUUGGCAGUACAGGUCUCGAUCUUAAGACCGAUCCUGGAAUUCCUGUUGUUUAUGCUGGAUUUGGCGCACUCAUGUUGACAACCUGCAUUAGCUAUCUUUCACAUGCUCAGUUAUGGGCAUUGCAAGACGGAACUACAGUAGUCAUCGGAGGGAAGUCAAAUCGAGCAAAGAUUGAAUUUUCUGAUGAGAUGAACCGGUUACUCAAUAAAGUACCAGAGUUGAUCAGUGUUAAUGAGAAAACAGUAGAUAAUAAAUCAAGUGCUACAUGAGGGAUUCUCUUUAUUUGGUUGGGACCGUUCAAACACACUGAGACAUUUUUGUGGGUUGAGGUUGGAAUUCAGAAACAAGACGCAGAGAACCAAAAAUCAUACUGUACUAUCUUCUUGCUGAAGACUGAAGAUAGGUCAUGCUGCAAUUUAAGUUCUUAUUCAACAUCAAGGCGAAAUUGGCGUAAAGAUGAAAUAACGUUCAUUCUAAUGGAUCUAUGGUGUUCUUGCAUCAAGACAGAGCUGAUUCUGUCCUGUGUUACUACAGAACAAAGUGAUAAAAUUAUACCCUGAAGAUGAACAAUUGGUUCUGUUACUGAAUUUUUGGGUAACAUGUUGCAACUUGUAGGUGUAGCCAUACAAACUCAUUGAAAAAUGACACUAGAUACUUUGAUUGUUAUAAACAACUUCCGUUCCUAUCA